This is a messenger RNA of Uranotaenia lowii, 876 nucleotides long. RefSeq lists its product as uncharacterized. NCBI's taxonomy places the organism in Eukaryota, Metazoa, Arthropoda, Insecta, Diptera, Culicidae. The transcript is spliced from 4 exons. The coding region runs from base 123 to 713 and encodes 196 amino acids. The record is from RefSeq and is a predicted model, not a curated record.
GCGUCUUCGACUAUCUUUACAGAAGUUGUUUGAAUCGUUUUGAGUGGAAAGCAAAACAUAUCACGCUUUUAAACUGUUGAACACCUUGAAUACUAAACACCAGCGCAGUUUAAUUCUUAAUAAUGGUUAUGCGUGAAAGUAGCGACAACGAAGGCGCUAUGUCAUCCGAUGAUGCUGGACCGUCCGGUUCCGGUCACCGAAAUCGGCAGCGAACAAGCGAAGAAUUUUCGGACUUUGUCAACUACUUGAUGGAACGUGGUACACUCUAUUUCAACCAAUUCAUGGUCCUCCUCAAUCACAUCGUCACCCGAUACAGGGUAAAGGACAAGGUCAUGGUCGUUUUCGAUGGACUCAAAAAGCACCCACUGCUGGCAUUGUCGAUCGCUGGAAUUUUGUUCAUUCUGAUGUUGCCAUUCGUGAUAUUCAUUUUCUUCACGCUGGCAACGGCCGUGAUGACUUUCACCGGGUUUGUCCUUAUCGAGGGAACGCUUAUAACGGUCGCUUCGAUGCUGCUGGUUGGAGUGCUGGCAUGCAUUUUUGCCCUGCUAGGAUUCGUGGCUCUGGUUUUCUUGGCUGGGUAUUUCGGACUAUCCAAAGCGGUCGAUUUCUUUGAAAGGUCCACAUCCGCGGACGUCAAUCCUGCCCCUAGGGUCAUUCCCCUAGGAUUGACUAGAGAACGGAGGACCAAUCGGCCAUCGAACGAAGCACACUGAACAACCUGUUUUUUUUUCUACAUUUUUGUGUUUGAUUAUCCAUUUCCGUGUUACAAGAUCUUUUUAUCAACGGUUAAGGCUUGAAUCUAUCCAGUAUUUUUAAUCUUAGUUUGUAUCGUGGGCACAGUUUCCAAUAUAAUAUAGUAUAUUUGCCAUUGUAAAA